CGUUGAAGAACUUGGCCAUGAACAAACAAUGGAUGGUGAAGAAAUCGAUGUUGAUGGCCGCGAGGAGCAGGGGAAAGAAGAGAAGAUGGAGAAGGCUCAUCACUUGGAGGUAGAUGAAGAGGAGGGUGAUACUUAUGACUUUGACGUCAAAGAUCAAGAUUUUGAAGAUGGAGAAGACAUUGACAAUGAAGACAGUUCAGUUGGAGCCAAGACAUACACAUCCAAAAUAAAUGUGCUCAUCCAAAAACAGUUGUUUCGAGAAGUGGGAUCCAAUGCCAGUAUUGAACUUGGUGAUGAAGAUCACGAAGAUUAUGUAAAAAAUGAGGAAGAGGAAGAAAAAGAGGUGUUGAAACAGUCAAUUGAUGAAGAUGAAUAUACUGAUGUCAGCGGAGCUGAAAAGCUUGAUGUUCUUGAUGUAGUGGCUGACAUUGAAGAAAUGGCCCAAUUUCCUGAUACUGAUGGGGAUUACUCUGAAAUCAUUGAUGAUGAUGAUGAUGAUGAUGAUGAUGAUGAUGAUGAUGAUGAUGAUGAUGAUGAAAACAACAACAACAGUGAGAGCAAGAAAGCUGGUGUCAAAAGGAAGAUAAAUGUUCCAAUUCCCUUUAAGAUGGCUAAAAGACUGGGAUCGAGGGCCCACCUUCAAGAUGAUGGGGAGCCCGAGGAUAAAGAUGACCAAGACAAAGACAUUCAACGUGCCAGAGUUCUCAGACAAUCCAAGGAGAGGCAAGCUAGAGAAGAAGUAGAAGAAGAGGUAGAAGUGGUCCUUAAAGCGAUGAGGGAUGCACAAUCCACGAAAGAGGCAGAAAAUAAGAAAUUGGAGGACAAGACGGAAAAGAAAGAGGAGCAGGCCGUGGAGAAAGCAAAGCCUGAGGCAAGGCCCAGUGUGAAGAAAGCAGAGAAGACAGGACCCAAAGAAGAAGAGCCCAAAAAGAAGACUGCCAGAGAGGAGAAAGUGGUGAAAAAGGAGACUAAACAUUUGAAGAAGAAAGUUAUCCAUGACUUUUUCAACAAGAACGUUGUGGUGGAACCCAAGAAGAAGCUGGACAAAAAGGUGAAGGAGACAAAGAAGGAUGUUGAGUCAACUCUUUGGAAAUCUGACGAUGAAUCCAAGAACCAUGUCAAGGUGGUGAAGACAAAAGAGUCCACCAUGAAAAAAGAACAUAUUGAUGUUAAUAAAGAAGACGAUGAAUCCAAGAACCAUGUCAAGGUGGUGAAGACAAAAGAGUCCACCAUGAAAAAAGAACAUAUUGAUGUUAAUAAAGAAGACGAUGAAUCCAAGAACCAUGUCAAGGUGGUGAAGACAAAAGAGUCCACCAUGAAAAAAGAACAUAUUGAUGUUAAUAAAGAAGGCAAAAAGAAACCUGUCAAAGAGGUGAAGGAAGAAAAGACAGCUAAACUACCAGACAAAAAAGUAAAGGUAAAAAAAACAGAACUUGAGGUUCUAAAGGAGGAGGCUAAGCUGGUGACUGUUAAGAAAGAGCCGAAGGAAGCUAAGGAACCAGCCAAACCAGAAGCUACCAAAAAAGAAGCUGAAGUUCCCAAAGAAAAAACCAAAGCAGCUACAUCAAAGAAAGAUGCUGAAGCAAAAGAAAAAGGUAAACUAGCGCCAGAAAAGAAAGGGAAAGACAAAGCAACUCCUGCAAAUGAAGAUGUCGCAUUUAUUAAAGAAAAGGUGAAAUCAGCCACUGCAAAGAAAGAUGCUGAAGCAAAAGAAAAGGGCAAACUAGCGCCAGAAAAGAAAGGGAAAGACAAACCAACUCCUGCAAAUGAAGAUGUCGCAGUUAUUAAAGAAAAGGUGAAAUCAGCCCCUGCAAAGAAAGAAGAUGAAGUUCCCAAAGAAAAAACCAAAGCAGCUACAUCAAAGAAAGAUGCUGAAGCAAAAGAAAAGGGCAAACUAGCUGCAGAAAAGAAAGGGAAAGACAAACCAACUCCUGCAAAUGAAGAUGUCGCAGUUAUUAAAGAAAAGGUGAAAUCAGCCCCUGCAAAGAAAGAGCCCAAGGAAACUAAGGAACCAGCCAAACCAGAACCUGCAAAAAAAGAUGCUGAAGCAAAAGAAAAGGGCAAACUAGCGCAAGAAAAGAAAGGGAAAGACAAACCAACUCCUGCAAAUGAAGAUGUCGCAGUUAUUAAAGAAAAGGUGAAAUCAGCCCCUGCAAAGAAAGAGCUCAAGGAAACUAAGGAACCAGCCAAACAAGAACCUGCAAAAAAAAAUGCUGAAGCAAAAGAAAAGGGCAAACUAGCUGCAGAAAAGAAAGGGAAAGACAAACCAAUUCCUGCAAAUGAAGAUGUCGCAGUUAUUAAAGAAAAGGUGAAAUCAGCCACUGCAAAGAAAGAUGCUGAAGCAAAAGAAAAGGGCAAACUAGCGCAAGAAAAGAAAGGGAAAGACAAACCAACUCCUGCAAAUGAAGAUGUCGCAGUUGUUAAAGAAAAGGUGAAAUCAGCCCCUGCAAAGAAAGGGAUUUGGGCCUUGUCGAGUGUCUGA
Molecule: messenger RNA, 2482 nt
Organism: Salvelinus fontinalis (brook trout)
Lineage: Eukaryota; Metazoa; Chordata; Actinopteri; Salmoniformes; Salmonidae
Product: triadin-like
Exons: 34
Coding region: 29-2482 (817 amino acids)
Source: RefSeq, a predicted model, not a curated record